This is a messenger RNA of Musca vetustissima, 1407 nucleotides long. RefSeq lists its product as uncharacterized. Gene Ontology annotation, cellular component: Golgi membrane. The record is from RefSeq and is a predicted model, not a curated record. The transcript has 2 exons. Lineage: Eukaryota; Metazoa; Arthropoda; Insecta; Diptera; Muscidae. Gene Ontology annotation, biological process: Golgi to plasma membrane protein transport; Golgi organization. Bases 4 to 1407 code for a protein of 467 amino acids.
CAAAUGGAGGUGGCUUUCAUGGAAAUGGCAAAGGGUCGGACAAGUGGUGAUGGUAUGGAACAAGAGGAUCUGCAAGAGAAAGUCGGGGAACAAGCUGUAGCAGCCCCUCAAACUGAUAAUCAGGUCAGCGGUGCUAAUGACGUUGAGGUGUCGAAUAUACGAAAAGAAUCAAUAACUGCAGCAUUGGACAACAAACAGAAAACGAGAAAAACAUCAAGCUGCUCAAACAGCGGCAAGGCCAACAAUGGUCUACCAUUGCCCGGCCUGCACACCCUCUAUCGUAGGCCAGAAUGUAUUACACGAAGUUUAAAACCAGUCGUUCCUAAGGGUGAAUUGAUAAUGAUGAAACCCAGACUUGUUGAUCCCGUAAAUGCUGUUCCAGAACAUAAAAAGACAAAACCACCCAAAUUUAUACCCUUUGAACCAUAUCCAGGUGCUGUUAAUCCCAUUGUGCCAAAAGCUCGUAGUGGUUCGAUUACACCUAGAACGGGUAACACAAAUUCGGUGAAAGCAAAUCGCAAUAAUUUGGACAUUGGUGUGUUGGUAUCACAAAUGUCCAGCAUUAGGACACAGGAGUUACAAGAUGCCAGCGGCACAGAGGCGACUUCCGAUAGUAGCUAUCCCCAAAAUACAUCGACUGUCAACUCAGAAGAGUUGGAAAAACUGAAAGAGGAAUUGAAAAAAGUCAAAGAGGAACGAGACUAUUUCCAGGGCCAAUUUAAGUUUCAAACUCAAGUCAAUGCAGAACUGAAAAAUCUUCUCGUUGCCUCGGUGGGAGAAGAUUUACUGACUAGAGUCAAUGUAUUGACUGAGGAUAAACUUCAAUUGGCCCGUGCUUUAUUGGAUACAGCAAAGAAUUUAACCACUCACACUGAACAAAUUGAAUUCCUUGCCGGGCAGUGUGAAGUAUGGCGUUCGAAAUUUUUGGCAAGUAGUGUUAUGGUGGAGGAGCUGGCCCGUUGGAAGGCCGAUUUGACACAGAAAAAUCAAAUGCUUACCGAAUCGACAAAGAAGCUGUUGCACACCACCCAUCAAUUACGACAAAUGCACUUGGAUAUGUUGAAGAAUUUAAAAUUCUUAGCCAAGAUACGUUAUCUCAAUUUGCCAGCUACGGAUGUGGUUAAUUUAGCCGUAGAAAAUUUAAAUAUUUUACAACAAAUGGUUUUACAUUCCGGUGUGGGAAUGCCCGAAGGUGACUUGACAAUAUCCUCGGCAUCCACUUCACCACUCUGUGAUUCAGAAAAAUAUGCUGUACAGGCAUUGGAAUUUAUUAGUCAACCUCUGAUGGCAACGGAUGAGGCCAUUAAAGCCUUGUUUGGACAAACACAACGACCAUAUGUCAUCACGCAACAAAGUUCCGAGGUGGUGGCGGAACAAAAUAUAGAUGAUACCAAAACGGUAGAAUAA